This is a messenger RNA of Durusdinium trenchii, 354 nucleotides long. The record is from the annotation of a GenBank genome assembly. Lineage: Eukaryota; Dinophyceae; Suessiales; Symbiodiniaceae.
AUGGCAAGUCUCACCCACGAGCCCCAUGGUUGGGGCCGAAGACGACGGCGACCACGCGGCAUCAGACGAACACGACGUGGUGUUCGGCCAUGCCAGGAGAAGAUUCAGGCCGCGGCCCGGGAGCUCGAGCCCAGGAAGUCUGCGGAUGAAAGCCAAGCCAUGGUCUGGGAGUUGUUGGUGUACGACCUUGAAAGGUCAGGGACCUCUUCGCAAGGCGGAGAGCUGAAGGAUUGGAUGAAGCUCAUGGAGGGUCCACCGGUCGCCAACGACAUCCGAGUGGGAAGCCUCGAGGACUUUGGCUUGGAUUUAGCUCGGAUACUGGAGCACUGUGAACAGGUCUCUGUCAGCUUAUGA